Molecule: messenger RNA, 1705 nt
Organism: Cuscuta europaea
Lineage: Eukaryota; Viridiplantae; Streptophyta; Magnoliopsida; Solanales; Convolvulaceae
Source: the annotation of a GenBank genome assembly
UUUUAGCUGAACUUUCAUCAAAAAAUUGUGUACAUAAUAUAACCUUUAAUUUUGUAAGAAGUACAAUACCGAUCUUGUAACUAUUCAACAAAUAUUAAUUGAAAUAAUGGCAAAAAAAUUACUCCUAUAGUUUGAGUGGACAUAAAUAUGACCACUUUUACUCUUUCCAAAAAUAUGACUCGGUCUUCUCUCUCAGCCCUCACACACUCGCAGCUCCAGGAAGACAGAGCCUUCUCCUUCGCACGGCCGUGCUUUUUCUCUCCGUCAUACAGCCCUCAUCUAAAUAACCCUGACCCUAACCUACUUCCCAGAUCUCUCCUUCAUCGAUGUUCUGUAGAUGAACAAUCUGCACCGCAGCCGCACCCCAGAUAUCAUUCGAAGCUUCUCAGAUAUGCUGCGUCGCUGCCGCACCCCAAACCCUCUUUGUCGCCGCUCAUUGCCGCUCAUGUCCGGGUGAUCUUCUCCAUCAGAUUCUUCACUCGUCACCUUCGCCCGUAAUAGCCUUCACAUCAUAGCUCUUCUUCUACCUGACUGCGGACAUCCUUGUCCGAUUUCAUCGAUAAAGAGGACGAAUCUAGUCAGCUCGCUUACCAUCGGAUUGGGAUUGCAAGUUAGGGUUGGGAUCGAGCUAGGGUUACGGUUUUGGAUGGGGCUAAAGUUACGGGGGUUGGGGUAGGGCUGGAGUUACGGGGGUUGGGAUGGGGCUAGGGCUGGGCGGAGGUGCAAUUGGAUGCAGAGGCAACAGGUGGGGCAGCGGUUGGGUGUUGCAGGGGUUGGAGGGGGCUACGGAGGCCAUUGGUCACUUUUCCGGCAAUUUCACGCGUUGGGGAGCAGGGGAGGGGGCUGGGGCUGGCAUAAGGGGUCGUGGUAGGUCUGAACCCUUCUUCUCUAGUUCGCCAUCGCUGAAGCAGUGGUUCUACACGGCUUUCGUGGCAUUCAUUCUAAGCUGAAGACGAGAGCUGGGUGGAGGAAUGGGCUGGGGUUUGGUUUUUGUUAAUUGGGAUUAGGAAGAUGAUUUUGCAAUUGAAAUUGUUUGCUGAAGUUUAUAACUGAGAUGGUUGGUUUGGAGGAGAUGUUGAAGGGAAUGUUUGUUGAAGGGUUUGUGGUAGGGUUGGGGAAGGGAAUGGGCGGAGAUUGCUGGGGACGGGGGGGGGGGGGGGGGGGGGGGUUUGAGGGCUGGGGAGGGGGCCUGGUAUGCUGGGGAGGGGGCUGGUGGGGUGGAAAGGGGGCGGGUAUGGGGGUUGGGGAGGCGGGUAAUGGCGGUGUUGUUGGUGCGGCGGCCAAAUUUGGUUGAAAUUUACGUUUCCGUCAAUCAUAGUGACACUGACGGUGGAGAUGUCACUGUGGCUAGAGGUUGGAACGGAGAUGAUUAACGACACAGUGACACGUUUGAUGGCGACACAAUGACACAUUUGACGGCGGAAGUGACAUUUUAAAGUAACAUGAAAACCGGCAGUGACAUUAAAAAGUGACAUAAAACCAGUGACCAUUCAAAAGUGACAUAAAACAAGUGAAAUAAAAAAAUAAUAGUGACAUAAAAAUCUGGUAGAACUAUGUUUUUCCAAGUAUAUGACCUCCUUGGUCACAUUUUUGUCCUUUUAUAAAAGUGAUCACAUUUUUAAAAAUUGGUUCUAAAUUAGUAAUAUUCAUGUAAAAAGCUCAUAUUAUAAUUAGUACUGAGUAUAAAGUUAAUCAUAAACCUUCC